UUUAUUAUCCAAGCGAGAUAUUUCGUUGAUCUUUGUAUUUUACUGAAGUGUAGUGAAUAGAGGUGUUACCAGGUAGAUGAGUCAACAUUUCCUACGACUUAUGUAUAGAGACCUAAGUAUUAAUAUUCGUGAUUAUUGCGAUUAACAACACACUGAUAGCAGACGAUGUAACUAAUUGAGUGUAUAUAAGUAAGUCAAUUUACGGGUUGCAUUUUGGCUAUUAAAUAUAUUCUAAUUACUAUGUAACUCCGAGGAUGAGGAGAGGGAGGAAAAAUCGGCAAACUCUAAACUCUGAACGACUUAUUGUACAUAUUCGUAUACAUAUGUACGUAUACACGUAACACAGCUCGUGAGCUUGUACAUGCAAACGACAUACAUAUAUAAAUACAUAUAUAAAUACAAAUAUAAAAAUAUAAAACGAGAGAGAGAGAGAGAAAGAGUGCGGCGCGUUUUAGGUCGCGAAGUCACUGUAUACAGUAUCUCCGAGCAUGUCAAAUCUUGAAAUCAAUUCUAAAAUUCAUUUAUUAUAUCCAGUUGUAUGCAUUUUAUGUAUGCUUCCCGCGUGCAUUAGUGCAAUCAUACAUUAUUUUAAAUUUAUCGGACAAGUAUUUUCCGUUUUUCACGCAGAAAGCGGAGCUCCUUGUAUUUCUCUGGAACGAAAAGAGAUCUUGCUAUUAUGUUUCAAUUAUAUUGAUAUAACGCAAAAAAAAAUUAUAUUUGAAUGUCCAACGAUAAAAUUCGAUAAAAGUGGACUUGCAAAAAGUAAAUUCUUUUUACAUUCUAAACAUUCUUAUUUUUAAAGAAACAGCCUAUUUACAUCGGAAAUAAUUUUGCGAAAAAUUUUGUUGCGAUUAAUAUUUUUGACAUUUUGUUUUUAAUUUAAACGGGAUUAUUGUUCUUACAAAGGAUUGAAUAUUUUUUUUACAUAAUAAUUAUAUUGUAAGAGGGAGUAUUAUUUUUAUUCGAAACUCUCUCUUGUGUUCUUAUAGAUUACUUUAUUUAGUUAUAAUAUUUUAUUCACGGACGAGAUAUAAUUCUUAUGUAUCAUCAGGCGCGACAUAAAUUAUUGUACCGAUAAGAACAUUGAAUUGAAUGAAAUGGCCAAUCCUUAUUCGCGCGAUCACAAAAAGAUUUUUCUUAUUAAAAGGUUAUGUAUUUAUUGUAUGGCAGUUAUACAAAUUUCCCGCCAUAUGAUAGUUCGCGCUUCUGCGCAGAAUGUUGAUCUUAACCUUGUCCAACCUAAUCUGAGGUGUGAAUCAGAGAGAUCAGAAUACCUACAACGCAUAGAUUGCUCUCGUCGAGUUUUAUUUUAUACAGUGAUUUCCGACGAUGUUGAUUUAAGUAAUUUCACAUUUUUAAUUUCUCUUUCCUCUAUGCGUCUACAUGCGACUUCCAGAUUUUUAGAGGUAUCAAGGAUUACAUUUACAAUUUAAUCCGCUUUGUGUACCUUUGCAAUUAUAUACUUAAUCUAAUGAGUUAUGAGCAUGACAUUAUAACUGUACUAUGAAUUCAUGAUUGUGGAAACAAUUUAAAACAUGGUACAAACUACGAUAGACCAAUUCUAUAAAGUUACAAGUAGUAAUAAGAACACUGCAAAUGCAAAAAAUAUCAAGGAAUCAUCUAAUCACAGAAAUCAAAUAGUUGAGAAAAAAGAAAGACGAUUAUCGAACAAACUGGAAACUUUUCCUGUACGUGAGAACACCAAACAAAGCCCAUGCAAAGUAAAUAGAAAACAGGGAAUGCAGAAUAAUGUUUCAUUAAGUAAUGAGGUAUAUUGUUUGUCAAAAGCUGAUGUGAAAAAUAGCCCAACUAAAAACAUGGCAGUUAAACUAAUGAUAUCGCCGACUAUUACACAUACUUCUCCUAUCAGUAAUCGAAAACAUACUCCGGUAUCAAAUAGCGAUUCGAAAUUCAGUCCAAAGACAUCAUCUCCGAUAAAGAAUGCAUUGGACAAGUCACAUAGGUCUGCAAAACUAGCGCGAAGAAAAUUGUUCAAGGAUAAAACUGAGGAGUUGCUUUCUGCAACGAUAAACAAUUUGAAUUUAGCUAAAGAAGGAGCCAUUGCUAAUAAUGACUUUAAUCUGGAGAAGAUUUACUCGAGCAGAAAAUUUAGCUACAAAUACAAUCCUAUAGACACUGCAGCUUCAACAAGAUACGAAAUUAACGACGUAAUUGUACCUGUAGACAUGUAUUCAUUGCAUUUCUUUUUAAUAAUUGUUACCGUAUUUUCCAAUCCAAUUAAUUGCGGAUACUUUGACGAAGAGGAAUUAGAUUUUAUAUUUUCGUUUCUUACUCUUUCAAGACAUGCGCAAGCAUUACUGAUACGCAUGUUAAAAAGGAAGCAUACAUGGCACAGGAUAGGUAACAUUAAAUACGACGAGAUAUCUAAUGAUCUAAAGCCGAUUUUCGAUGAGCUUGUAUCACGAUCUAUUUUCAAAAGUAGUACAGAAGAAGAAGAUAUAUCUGCUUUGCUGAAAUUAUUACAAGUCGAUGAAAUUCGCAAGAUCUGUCAAGAAUUGAAAAUGAAUUGUAGUAAAAGAAAAGAAGACUACGUACAAUCAAUCUUAAAGUUUUGCAAUGAGACAAGAUCAUUGUUCCCUGGAAUACUGAGUCCCGCCACUAAACUACGCGCAUCUGUCAACAAGCGCUUAGGAUCUUGCGUAUUAUUGAAUACAAGAGUGAAACAAAUGGUUGAUAGAAUAAUUACACUGUUGAUGCCAAAUCGAGAUCCCACUGAGACUUUGGUGGAUGUAUUCCUAAUGAUACUAAGAGUCGAAACAAAUCAGAUGAAGUUUCCAAAAUUAACAAUAAGUGAAUUUCCUAUCUUUGCUAGCAAAGGACACUUGUUAGAUUACAUAGAAGCUAAAAAUACAUUAUCUGAUAUGUUGAGCGCAAUUGAGAAGAAACAAUGGGAUGUUGUACGGAAUCUUGGAUCUUUGGCCGCGCAACGUUUGCCGCUCUUUUUGGAGGUAGAAACACAAAGUCUUGAAGACUCCACACUGCCUCGUCACAUCAGACGUUUUAUGCCAGGUUAUUUGUGGCUCAAGGUUUUAUCUAAAAGUGUUGACGCAUUUAAAAAGACUACAGAAACGAUGCCACGGGCGGUGGAAUUCUUGCGAACGUUAAUAGAUCAGGAUUGUCAUAUGAAGAGUAGAAAAGGAUCAUGGUUCAAUGAAUUGAUCAAAAUAGAGAUGUAUCAUAUGAAGAAUCUUGAUGCUAGUGUUGCGCUACUAUCGGAUGCAGCGUCGCACGAGAGCCUGACAAAAGUCGAUAGAUUAGACUUGUUGGAUAGAGCAGAAAUGCUUGUUAAGAGAAAAACUGGCAUCAAUAAAUGUACAAAAGCUACCGUUAGACAUAUAUUGGAUAACAUGCUCAACAAAGCGCGACCAAUUUCCCAGACAUGUUCUAUUACGAUAGAAGGAAUGUUAUGCGGGAAUACUUUGCAAAGGAAGAGCACUUGGUGUAUCAACAAUAAUGUAGAUCAACAAAUGUAUGGUUCUGUUGAAAGUUUUGCGCUAUAUGACUACAAACACAAGGGAUAUCCCAAAGGUGUACAUUGCGAAGGUGCCUUCCCGAUCACUCUAUUUGGCACAUUGUUUUGGGACGAGAUUUACAAUAUGAACAUUCCCGGCACUUGCGUAUCAUCAUAUCAAGACGCACCAUUAGAUUUAUAUUCAUCGGAAUUUUAUGAGAACAGAAAAGAGCGAAUAGACAUGAAGCUUCAAAUCAUUCGGAAAUUCGAUUCGGAAACAUUGAGCAGACAUGUGAAACAUGAAUUCGAUUUAUACCGCGAAUAUACCUCUCUCUGUCAGGGCACUCUUUUUGAUGACAGUAAUAACUUUCAGGAGGUAGCGUUUUGUUUAGGAGUAGAAGGUAUUGUUGGUAUUUGUGAACGACUCGUUCAUGAUUUUCGACUUUGGAGAGCUGGCUUUCCAGAUUUAAUUGUAUGGAACGCAUGUACAAAACAAUACAAAAUUGUAGAGGUAAAGGGUCCAGGCGAUUCAUUGUCAACCAAACAAAAAUUAUGGUUGGACUACUUGAAUCAUCUCGGAUUGAAUACAGAAGUGUGCUAUUGUAAGUCAAACACGAGUCAUACUAAAGGCGGACGUAAGCGGAAGCACGAAGAAAUUAUGACGUAACGUCAUAGUUUUCACAAAGUACUUGCAAAGUCAAUAUGCAUGUAUAAAAAGCAGUACAUUUUAUAUUGUUACGCGAUAUUUUAUAUUUUAUAUAUCUAUAAAUUUUAUCUUUAUCUUAAUUCAGAUAAAAAUUUAAUCGUGUAAUUUUAGCGAAAGAGUAUCUUGCAUAAUAAUCAAUUCAAUUUAAAAACAGACGAGUUGAUAAAAUAUACUUACUGCAUUUGUCCCGUGGCUGGCGUUUCUUCUAUAUUGAACUCUGCUACCGGUAUGUUACGUCGCGCUACUUGCGGUGCAAACAUUGCGGCUGGAUAUACGAUCGCUGAGGUUCCGAUGACCAAGCAAGCGUCGCAACUUUCAACAAUGUCAACUGUAACAGUUUAUUUUUUUAAUUAAGUGUUAAAACUUUUAUUUCACGUUUUGUAGUUUUACAUAUGCAUGUUUUAUAUAUAAGCAAGAUAUGAUUUAUACUUAUUAAAAAAAAAUUCAUACAUACAAGCCUUUUGCAGUA
Messenger RNA from Formica exsecta, 4647 nucleotides. Its product is annotated as fanconi-associated nuclease 1-like. The record is from RefSeq and is a predicted model, not a curated record. Bases 1536 to 4139 code for a protein of 867 amino acids. The transcript has 9 exons. Gene Ontology annotation, biological process: interstrand cross-link repair. Gene Ontology annotation, molecular function: 5'-3' exonuclease activity; 5'-flap endonuclease activity; flap-structured DNA binding. NCBI's taxonomy places the organism in Eukaryota, Metazoa, Arthropoda, Insecta, Hymenoptera, Formicidae. Gene Ontology annotation, cellular component: nucleus.